This is a messenger RNA of Zootermopsis nevadensis, 1795 nucleotides long. RefSeq names its product isocitrate dehydrogenase [NADP] cytoplasmic (gene Idh). NCBI's taxonomy places the organism in Eukaryota, Metazoa, Arthropoda, Insecta, Blattodea, Termopsidae. The record is from RefSeq and is a predicted model, not a curated record. Gene Ontology annotation, molecular function: NAD binding; isocitrate dehydrogenase (NADP+) activity; magnesium ion binding. Gene Ontology annotation, cellular component: cytosol; mitochondrion; peroxisome. Gene Ontology annotation, biological process: isocitrate metabolic process; NADP+ metabolic process.
UGAAGCCUUUUAAUUUUAUUUAAAUUUGACCUAAACUUGAGUCAAAUUAAUGUGUUCAGUUUGCGAUUCUGUGGAUGUGAUUUUUCCAAGGUUGCGUACGUAUGAUUCGUGACGUAAGCAGUAUGUUACGAAAUAAGGUCAAGGAAGGAAUGACUAGUAAGAGUCUGUAUCGUGCAUAUUCCAUUAACAUAGAUUGUCUGUAGGCGUCAGAACGUAGAAGCGAGGAGUGUUCGAAUUGCCUUGGAAGUUGUUUCUAUUCCCAACAUGGGUAAAAUAAAGGCGGGACCGGUAGUGGACAUUCUUGGAGAUGAAAUGACAAGAAUUAUAUGGGAUUUAAUUAAGGAGAAGCUCAUCUUGCCAUUUCUAGAUGUAGAACUUCACACGUAUGAUCUUGGAAUUGAAAACAGAGACAAAACGGAUGAUCAAGUGACCACAGACUGUGCAAAUGCCAUUCUGAAAUAUAACGUGGGCAUUAAAUGUGCAACAAUCACUCCCGAUGAAAAGCGAGUAGAAGAAUUUAAGUUGAAGAAAAUGUGGAAGUCUCCGAAUGGUACAAUUCGAAACAUCUUGGGAGGAACAGUGUUUCGUGAAGCCAUCAUCUGCAAGAAUAUUCCUCGUUUGGUGACCGGUUGGAACAAGCCGAUUAUCAUUGGCCGUCAUGCACACGCUGACCAGUACAAAGCCACAGAUUUUGUUGUUCCUGGAGCAGGUAAGCUUGAGCUUAAGUGGACUCCAGCAGGUAGUGAUUCUAAAGAAAUUGUUCACACUGUUCAUGAAUACAAGGGGCCAGGUGUUGCACUAGGAAUGUUCAAUACUGAUGAAUCCAUUACAGCCUUUGCCCACGCUUCAUUCAAGUAUGCAUUAGACAGAAAAUAUCCACUAUAUCUGAGUACCAAGAACACAAUCUUAAAAAGGUAUGAUGGAAGAUUUAAAGAUAUUUUCCAGGAAUUGUAUGACACCAAAUAUAAGCCUCAGUUUGAAGCACUAGCUAUUUGGUAUGAACAUCGUCUGAUUGAUGACAUGGUGGCGUAUGCUAUGAAGUCAGAAGGAGGUUUUGUUUGGGCAUGCAAGAACUAUGAUGGAGAUGUGCAGUCUGAUACUGUUGCCCAAGGGUAUGGUUCUCUUGGGCUGAUGACUUCGGUACUUAUAAGUCCUGAUGGUAAAACAGUAGAAGCAGAAGCAGCUCAUGGGACAGUCACACGGCACUACCGCUUCUACCAACAAGGAAAGGAAACUUCUACCAACCCAAUUGCCUCAAUUUUUGCCUGGACCCAAGGGCUAGCCCAUCGAGCAAAACUGGACAACAACAAACCUCUUGCAGAUUUUUCAAACAAACUAGAAGCAGUCUGUGUUGAAACCAUUGAAGCCGGUGACAUGACAAAGGACCUUGCAAUUUGUGUUAAGGGCAUGGCUAAUGUGCAGCCUUCAGAUUAUCUGGAGACAUUUGCUUUCAUGGACAAGCUGGCAGAAAAUUUGAAGAAGAAGCUGGCUGCAUGACUUCAAGAGAGUAAACUGUAAUUAUAAUUAUUUACUCCCUUCCAUAGGGUUACUGUAUUUUAUGAAUUGAUGAAAUGGCUGCUUGUAAGCAUGGUCACGGUAACUUUUAAAAUGUGAAUGUUGCAGGAUACUCUGGAAACCAAGCAUUUAACUGAUUCUUAUUCAUUGUCUUUUUUGGAUCAUGGUUAAUUGAUAUUAGUUUGGUAUUAGGAAUAUUUAUGUAUGAUAUUAUUUUGGUAUCAAGAGUAAUAUAUUGAUGUCUUAUUUGUUGCAUUAAAUGCAAAAUAUUACAUGUUAA